Messenger RNA from Recurvomyces mirabilis, 498 nucleotides. RefSeq lists its product as uncharacterized. The coding region runs from base 1 to 498 and encodes 165 amino acids. The transcript is spliced from 2 exons. Lineage: Eukaryota; Fungi; Ascomycota; Dothideomycetes; Mycosphaerellales; Teratosphaeriaceae. The record is from RefSeq and is a predicted model, not a curated record.
AUGUUCGACCACAAGCACGAAGGCCAAGCUAGCAGCGAUAAGAAGCUUGCAAAGCCUACAAUUGAAGAACGCUCCAUCGCACCUACAGAGACGGCUUCUAUCGCACCAAGCGAAUCCGCCUCCAAUGCGCCUCUCGUUGACCACGCUGCCCAUGGCGCUGAGGAUGCCGCAGGAUCGUCCGAUGAGCAUCCUCGUCGCAAAUCCCUCUUCCAGCGCUUCAAGGACGAGCGCGCCGAACGCAAAGCCCAGCAUCGCAACUACUACGACAACGGACCAUACCAAUUCGUCUUCGACCCGGUCCAGGGUAAAGAAGUGCUGAUGAAGAACCCACACUGGCCGUACGAGGACAGUUAUGAGCGCGAGAAUGUCGGCUUGACGGUCAAGAAGGGUAUGGAGGGUGCGCCGGACUUCGUCAAGCAACAGACGGGCAAAUGGGGCCAGACGAGUGAUUCGUCGGCGCAGGAAUACUGGAAUGGAACCACAGCUGGGAUUCUGUGA